Mesorhabditis belari is the source of this 342-nucleotide messenger RNA. Lineage: Eukaryota; Metazoa; Nematoda; Chromadorea; Rhabditida; Rhabditidae. The record is from the annotation of a GenBank genome assembly.
AUGGCAAGCAAGAAGGCGAGUGAUUCUACACAGGCUCGUGAAGGGGCGGUUUUUGUGCGCAAGGAUGGCAAUAUUGAGUUGCGAGUAAGAGCAAAACCCGGAGCAAAACGAAGCCAAGUCAUGGAGGUUGGAACUGAAGAAAUCGGUAUAUCUAUAGCCGCCCCACCGAGAGAUGGAGAAGCAAAUGACGAGUUGAUUCGACAUUUGCGCACAGUACUCAAUGUUUCAAAAAGCGAUCUCUAUUUCGAUAAGGGUGCAAAAUCUCGUUCAAAGAUUCUGAUACUUGCGUCAAAGGGGCUGACAGUCGAACAAGUCGUCGAGAAGCUGAAAAGCGAUUCCUCG